CAAAAACAUAAUAGCGGCUGCAUAAUGAUAUGCUACAUGCUAACUGCUAAGCACAACAAUUGGGUUAUGGCCGAAGGCAUAGCCCGUUUGUGCGGAUGGGGUAGCCUUCAUCCACCUUGAUACCGGGUCUGGAUCCCAAUCUGCAAUGGAGCAGCCAACCAUCUGUCGAAGUAUCUGGUCCGUUACCUCUUCCUUCGCCGGUUUUGAUUUACAAAUGGAUGAGCCUCGGCAAAAGGAACCGGCCUUGUCCUUGGUGAUGUGAUACCAAUACCCCUAAAUGAGACAAAUUUAGAACAGUCAAAGGACGGUAGCCGGCUUUUGUCAUAAUCAUUCAAGACAUAUUAGAUCUUAGGCAGUCACGCCUGGAUUACAAGAUAUCCCCAUCCAUUAAGAUGAAGAAGAGCAGUGACUGUGCCAUUGCCUUUUUUUGUAUGGCUGAUUGAGUCUUAGAUGGCAAAUCGAUUUGCUGAAGUCAAGUAUACAGGUAAUUAAGCAUAUUUGGAUUCACAUUUAAUUGCCUAAAGUCCACCCAAAUUCCACCCCACCUAACCAGAUAGUAUCUUUCUCUCUUCUGUUUCCUCUAUAAAUUGAUCCUUUUUGAACCUUUAACCAGCAUCUCUGAAAAUUCUUUCCUGAAUCUUAAAAGAAAAUGUCUAAGCUCUGCACCCUUUUCAUUGCUGCCCUUCUCCUCAAUUUUCUGCUAAGUUAUGCUGCUCAACCCGGGCCUGCUUUACCCUUAACUCAACACGAGGAAGUUGAGGCAGAGAAAGUUGACAUUGAUGAGAACUGUGAUGGAGUUGGCGAAGAGGAUUGCUUGAUGAGAAGAACCCUUGCUGCUCAUGUGGAUUAUAUUUAUACUCAGAAUCACAAGCCAUGAAGUUGAAUUGUUGUAGGAGAAAAUAAACAAUAGUUCAAAUUGAACCAUCAGACCAUAAAUAAAUUAUGUUUUCUGGCCAAGUUGACAUGACUGUCUAGAUGGCUUAGCCGGUUCAGUUUCACAGUCAGGAUGUUUCUGCAGUGAUCGAGAGUUUUAAUUGAUAAUUACAAAAGAAAUUAUUCAAUUGCUUCUUUUUUUUUGGCUUAUCGUCUUGUUCGCAUUUAUAGUUGCUUUAACCUGCAUUGGUGAGCCCCAGUUUAUCCACUUCUUUGCAGAUGCAUACUUUCCAAGAAAAAGUUUGAACAAGUUUGAAAAAUCUUCCAAAUGAAAAGAAUACACAUAAGCCAAAGGGAAAUUGAGACAAGGAA
Molecule: messenger RNA, 1245 nt
Organism: Durio zibethinus
Lineage: Eukaryota; Viridiplantae; Streptophyta; Magnoliopsida; Malvales; Malvaceae
Product: phytosulfokines-like
Biological process (GO): cell population proliferation
Cellular component (GO): extracellular region
Molecular function (GO): growth factor activity
Source: RefSeq, a predicted model, not a curated record